ACAUAUAAAUUGAGUAAUUAGGAUGAACAAGAACCCUAAUUUGUCUACACUCAGCGGCUCAGCCUCUCUCGAGCAGUAUCGUGAGCUGCGCAUAAUUCGAGAUCUGCAUCAAUGGCGACUGCUAGAACCGUGAAGGACGUUUCACCCAAUGAAUUUGUCAAGGCCUACGCCGCACACCUCAAGCGUUCUGGCAAGAUGGAGCUUCCUGAGUGGACAGAUAUUGUGAAAACUGGAGUACUUAAAGAACUUGCUCCUUAUGAUCCUGAUUGGUACUAUAUUAGGUCAGCUUCCAUGGCAAGGAAGAUAUAUUUAAGGGGAGGUCUUGGUGUUGGUGCCUUCCGGAGAAUUUACGGUGGGAGUAAGAGGAAUGGAAGUCGUCCACCCCAUUUUGGCAAAAGCAGUGGGUCCGUUGCUCGCCACAUUCUUCAGCAGUUACAGAACAUGAACAUUAUAGAUAUGGAUCCGACGGGUGGAAGAAGAAUCACGUCUAGUGGGCGACGGGAUCUUGACCAAGUUGCUGGAAGGAUUGCUGUCGUUGCACCUUCAUAGAUUAUAUAGGCUUCAGUUUAAGCUUGUUGAAGAGAGCUCUUAGAAAAAAUCUUUGAACAAAUUUUGGCUGCAAAUGUUAUGUAUGCAUCGUCAUGAUGUUUUUGACUCGGUAAUUUCUAUAAAGUUUCAUCCAGGUGUACUGUUGGAGCAAAUAGUCGCAUUUUGAUUUUGAUUUCAUUUAUGAAUGUGAUUUUGUUGGAUUAUACAAGUCUGUCAUUUUACUUGUGUUA
Molecule: messenger RNA, 779 nt
Organism: Olea europaea var. sylvestris
Lineage: Eukaryota; Viridiplantae; Streptophyta; Magnoliopsida; Lamiales; Oleaceae
Product: 40S ribosomal protein S19-3-like
Exons: 4
Coding region: 112-549 (145 amino acids)
Biological process (GO): translation; ribosomal small subunit assembly
Cellular component (GO): cytosolic small ribosomal subunit; ribosome
Molecular function (GO): structural constituent of ribosome; RNA binding
Source: RefSeq, a predicted model, not a curated record